Messenger RNA from Microthlaspi erraticum, 462 nucleotides. The record is from the annotation of a GenBank genome assembly. Lineage: Eukaryota; Viridiplantae; Streptophyta; Magnoliopsida; Brassicales; Brassicaceae.
AUGAAUCAACUCAAAGAAGUGAGAAGAGAGAGAGGAGAAACAUGGAGUAAAAGACAAGUGCCAAACAAGGGGAUGAGUAAGAGUCUAAAGCCGGCUGAUCGAUACUCCCUAGUUGAGACCACACCUUUAGAAAUGAAAGGAGUCAAGGGUGGCGAAUUGGAUUGUCCAAGGAGAGGUGGACCGCUUUGGGAAAAUCGCAAAACUCAUGCGCGCAGAACGAAGCUUCGGAAGUUUGGCCGCGCGCGGAGGAGUUCCCGACGUCCAAAAGUUACGAUCUUGAUAUGGAAAGAUAGAUACUUGAGUCAUGCAUCACGUCGAAGUGGAAUGAAGCCAUUUGGAUCAACUAUGAGGCCGGAACUUAUUUUCUACCGAGACAUGUCCGGUAAGCGAGAAACGAAGCCCAUGGAGGAUUUGGAGUGUCUAAUGGCCCGAGCAGCAGCGCCAAAGGCCUUGAUCGAAUAG